UUUUUUUUUUUUAAUCGUCAAUGAAAAAAUGGAUACACGAUAUAACCAAUUAAUAUUAAUUUCUAAACGUGUUGAAAAAGCAAAUGAACAAUUAAAUGAAAUAAUUAAUAAACUAGGAUGGACACGUGAAGAGUUACAACAAUGGCAUAAUGAACAUAAAAAAUUAUUAAUUUGCCCAUUUGAUAAAAGACAUGUUGUACCUGAAAAUUCAAUGAAAAAGCAUUACAAGCAUUGCUUAUUAAAAAGUAGAGGAAUCUAUAUAAAAAAGAAUUCUAAUGAAAGAAAAAGAGAGAAAAAGUAUAGCACUUUAUUUUUUUACAAGAAUGCACCUUCUGUUAUUUCUUUUGUAGACGAUGGUAAUGAAGAAGAAGAAUCUAUAAGUUUAGCUUCUACACAAAAAUGUCAAAUUUAUGAUGAAUUAAUACAACGUUCAAAUCAACUAAGGCAACAACAUAAAAAAAAGUCUCUUUAAGAAACAAAGUAAGUUCUUAUUAUUGUAAAAAUAAAUUUGGUAUAUUAUUGUUGUUAUUGUUGUUGUUGUUAUCAUCAAAUAAUAAUAAGUUUAAUAAUGAUUGUUGCUGUUGUUGUUGUUGUUGUUGU
Molecule: messenger RNA, 600 nt
Organism: Cokeromyces recurvatus
Lineage: Eukaryota; Fungi; Mucoromycota; Mucoromycetes; Mucorales; Mucoraceae
Exons: 3
Coding region: 29-472 (147 amino acids)
Source: RefSeq, a predicted model, not a curated record